Nematolebias whitei (Rio pearlfish) is the source of this 2743-nucleotide messenger RNA. It is a transcript of the gene tmpob, whose product is annotated as thymopoietin b. The coding region runs from base 213 to 1307 and encodes 364 amino acids. NCBI's taxonomy places the organism in Eukaryota, Metazoa, Chordata, Actinopteri, Cyprinodontiformes, Rivulidae. The transcript has 6 exons. The record is from RefSeq and is a predicted model, not a curated record. Gene Ontology annotation, molecular function: DNA binding.
UCGGCCUUAGGCUAACGAGCUAAACUAGAGGCUUAUUUUUGAUAAAGCGCUUCGGUGCUGCUAGCUAAAAAAAAAAAAAAAAGGCAGGCAGCGGGUAGGCGCCACUUCACUGUUUUUGUUUUUGUAGCGCCUUCUUGACCCAAAUCACCGUCCUGAGCUGCGAGCAGCCAAAACUAAAAAAACAGCACACGUUUAGUGACAAAUAAGCUAGCAUGGCAGAGUUUCUUGAAGACCCGUCAGUCCUCACGAAAGAUAAGCUGAAAAACGAGCUGGCGGCGAACAAUGUGCCUCUUCCGAGCGGAGAGCACAAGAAGGAGGUGUACGUCCAGCUGUACCUGAAGCACCUGACGGUGCUGAACAGCAAGAAGAGUCCGCCUGCAGACACCUUCUCCAGCGACGAAGAGCUGCCUGCCCCCGUGGUGUCCAACAGAAGUCGCUCUGGAAGAAAAGCUACCAGGAAGACUGAUAAGCCUCGCGCGGAGGAGGUGACAGAUCUCACUGAUGAAGACCUGAAGCUGCAGCUGGCCAAGCAUGGUGUGGACACUGGACCCAUUGUUGCCUCCACCCGUAAGGUGUAUGAGAAGAAGCUGCAGAAGCUUUUGGACGAGCCUGCAGCUGAGCCGGACGCUCCUACAGAUGUCACAACUCUCCCCAAAGUAGACAGCAACCAAAACGGCAACACCAACUCCGACCAGUACAGUGACAAAGAAGAUGAGGAGAUUGCUGUCCCCGAGCCAGAGCCAGUUCCUGUGGUGGAGAAGCCUGUUAGGAGCAGAGGAAAGACUCCUGUCACCGUCAGAACCAGCAGCAGACGACAAACCAAAGUGGUGGAGGAGUUUGUUAUUGAGGAGACCCCAAAAAAGGCCAGCAAGAGUGUGGUGGAAGAUAUCCUCGCCAAUGAAAUAAGCACACCAACAGGCAUGAGUGCGACCUGCAGGCCUCCAAUCAGAGGAGCAGCUGGUCGACCUUUAAAGCCCAGUGAUUACUGGUUGGAUGAGUCCCGUGUGCAGCGCAGCAUUCGCACAGAGAGCCGCACCUACUCUGAGUCGUUCUCCCAACCAAGCAUGUCUGCCUCCUCGAGCAAAGCCCCUGCGCGACGAGGCUUUCUCUCACUGGUGCUCAAGCUCCUGCUCCUCGUGGCGGUGGCCGGUUCUCUCUUCUAUGUCUACCAGAACCUGAGUCCUGAUCAGACCAACACCCUCAAAGGCCUCCUGGAAAGUGUGAUGGUCCCAGUCCAAAGCGUUGUGGAGACUGCGGCCACCUCUCUGGGAAUCAGCGGCAGUGCCACCAAGAGCACCAGCAACUAAAGACCCUCCGCAGUUCCACACCAGGCCCGGAUCACCUCCCUGCCACAGCGAACCGCAACUUCAACAACAAACUUAACUCACUCCUUCUUUUCCUUAAAGUUUGGACAAGGGACACAAAUUUAAUUGGACAGAACUUCCUCUUGCCGGACUUCAACUUUCCUCCCACCACAAGAGGGCAGUAUACUCGAGCAGUAGCUUCUGUAUGUGGCAGUCAGAAGAGACUGAUUUUAAUGAUUUUUAAUCUGUGAAUCGUUUGUGUCUUCGUGUGCAUUUAACCCUCAUAUGUGGAGACAGUGCGAGCGGGAGAGGCCAGUUUAAUCUGUGCAUGGUUGUAGUACUUGGCAGUCAUACUGUAGUUUUUAUCCAACACUUUGCUCCAGGGGUCAUGAAUGCCUGGACACCAGUUAGCACUUAAUGCCCUCCCAUGUUUUUUGUUUGUUUAUUUUUAUAAUUGGUUUGUUUUUUCUUCUUUUUUUAAUCUUUUUCCACACAAGCGCUUCUACUAAUACCACAUUGAUUUAAUCUUUCUGUGAUCAAUUUCAAAAGAUGCUUUGUGGUUCUAGAAGUAGGCAGAGUGACUUGUUUCUGUGGUGCUCAGGUUGAUUAAUUUCAGUCUUCAGGUGGUCGAUGGUGCGAGGAGACGUUAGAUUCAAUCAGAACCGCCAUCAAAGCUUCUCACCGUCCCUCCCAGAGGUUGGUUGCUUUUCAAAUCAUGAUGAGAAUAAAUGUACAAAUCGGUGAAAUCAAGAUUUAAUGGAUCAUGAUACAAACAGAAAGAAGGCGCUUGUUAGUAUUACUGUGUAUUUGACUGACUUUGUUGAGGGAUUGAAAGUGCAAAAUGUGAUUUGUUCAUUUUAUUUUCUGUCCUCUUAGCCAUAAAGCCCAUCUUACGUUUUCAAGCUCUGGACUGUAGUGCUCUCUUGUUUCUUUUGAUAUCUUGUAAAGAUUUCUGAUCCUUCAGUCUGUACAGGACUGGCUGUUGCAGUGCACCCACAUAGCCCGCCUCAAAGACUGCGUGUCCAUGCAGUACGUCUGCAAAGACCACGCGCGGAGGACAAACUCCCUUCUUCUGCCUGAACAAAAUUUAAAGACGUGUAGCUGAAUUGGGUUUGUUGCCCAGUGGAGGAAAUAAGAGAUUUGCCGGAGGUGAUGUUGGGGUGGAAGGUUUCCUGAGGUGUUCUCUUUCUAUUUUGAUAUUUUUCUAAAAAAAUAAAAAAAAAUAAGUGGCGUAUGCAGUUUUUAUAGAACAUUUUGAAGUAACCGUUUAAAUCAACGUGAUACAUGCUGUUUAUGACUCGGAGCUUUGUUGAUUGAUGACAAGUGAUUGAUCUCAGGCAGCUCUCCCACAACGGACAGAUACGACAGGGGUUAUGUGGGUAAGGAUUUUUAAUCUGUUUAUUUAUGUCCAUGUAGGCUGUGAGUCAUGAAAUAAAUUU